Odontomachus brunneus is the source of this 3966-nucleotide messenger RNA. RefSeq lists its product as uncharacterized. The transcript has a single exon. Gene Ontology annotation, molecular function: nucleic acid binding. The record is from RefSeq and is a predicted model, not a curated record. Bases 1 to 3966 code for a protein of 1321 amino acids. Lineage: Eukaryota; Metazoa; Arthropoda; Insecta; Hymenoptera; Formicidae. Gene Ontology annotation, biological process: DNA integration.
AUGCUGAAAGGCAUCACAUCGGGCAGUAUCCCAACACUAGGGUCCGUUAGCGUAACCCACAUGGGAUUCCCGAUAAAACUCCAUGUCGUGAGCGACGAUUUUCCAAUCCCACAGGAAGGCAUCCUAGGAACCGCCUUUCUAAGCGACGCUGGUUCAAUUGAUUUCAAAAGACAAGUCCUCAUCUGGCAAGGGAUACCGAUACCCCUACUUAACGAAACGACAGUCUCAAUCCCCGCAAGAACGCGCGGUAUCUUGCCAUUGAAAAUUCUAAAUUCGUAUAUUAAAGAAGGCUACGUACCUCGCCUACCGCUCCGAGGAGACGUUUUUGCAGGAGACGCCGUCGUCUCAAACUGCAACGGGGUAGCAUACAUGCGAAUCGUCAAUACGGGUGAAACUGACCUCAAAAUUCCAAUUCCAACGAUAGAAUUAGAAGAAUUCGACAUCGUUUCAAAGAGACCUCGCGCUUCGCUUACGCCGAAACCUAAGGGCAUACCGGCCGCCGGCGAAAAGACCGCCUGUAUAAACAAACCCACCCUAGGGACGGGUAAAGCUACACGGGCGAUCGAAACAAAGGACACUUUUGACCUGCAAACACCCGCACGCCUAGGCGAAAAGGGCGAUAACAGACAAAUGUGUUUCCACGUGUCCCAUUCCUCGGGCAACGAAGAGGCCCAUUUCUUAGCGCAGAAACGUCAAAAGUACGAAGAGUUAAAAACCUUCCUGCGCCUCGAGCAUCUGAAUAACUUGGAAGCUGACCACGUAGGGAAAAUCCUUAGAAAUCAUAGCGACAUUUUCCGUUUACCAAACGAAAGGUUAGGAUUUACGAACGCGACCCGACACAAAAUAACCACAACUAACGAAAUACCCAUAAACACAAAGCAAUACCGAUUCCCGCCGAUUCACAAGGAAGAAAUCAAUAAACAAGUACAAGACCUCCUAGACAACGGAGUAAUAGAACCUUCUAAUUCACCUUAUAAUUCUCCCUUGUGGAUUGUGCCCAAAAAACCGGACUCCAAAGGAAACAAAAGGUGGCGGAUGGUAAUCGACUACCGCGCACUAAACGAGAAGACAAUAGGCGAGGCUUAUCCGCUCCCUAACAUAACGGAGAUCUCAGACCAGCUUGGCAGCGCUAAAUAUUUCAGCGUAUUCGACUUGACAUCUGGCUUCCACCAGAUCGAAAUGGACAAAUUGGAUGCACACAAAACCGCUUUUUCGACUCCGCAUGGUCACUAUCAAUUCAGUAGGAUGCCUUUCGGUCUAAAAAACGCGCCAGCCACGUUCCAGCGAUUGAUGGACCAAAUCCUCACAGGGCUGCAGGGCACCGAAUUGUUUGUUUAUCUCGACGAUAUAGUCUUAUACGCUAGUUCACUCGAGGAGCACUCCGCUAAAUUUACAAAAUUAGCCGAAAAAUUACGCGCCGCCAAUCUCAAACUCCAACCCGACAAGUGCGAGUUCUUACGCAAAGAAGUCUCGUAUCUCGGUCAUAUAAUAGGAAAAACGGGAGUAAAACCGGACCCAAAGAAAAUCGAAGCAGUGAAAAACUUCCCUCGACCGGCAAACUCGAAGAACGUGAAACAGUUCCUAGGCCUAUCGGGAUACUACAGGCGUUUUAUACCAAACUUCUCGAAAAUCGCGAAGCCUCUGACGAACUUGCUAAAAAAGGACGCCACGUUCGAGUGGAAACAUGCCCAGGAACAAUCUUUCGCUUCCUUGCGAUACGCCCUAUGUACAGAUCCAAUCCUACAGUACCCCGACUUUACUAGACCCUUCGUAAUCACAACAGAUGCGUCGGGUUACGCAAUAGGAGGAAUCUUAAGCCAAGGGGAGAUAGGCAAAGAUCUCCCGAUAGCAUACGCGUCACGUUUACUAAAUUCAGCCGAACAAAAUUACUCAACAAUAGAGAAAGAACUCCUAGCAAUCGUUUAUAGCGUCCAGCAUUUCCGUCCAUACCUAUACGGCCGACAGUUCAAACUCGUCACGGACCACAGACCGUUAGUAUGGCUGCAUUCCGUAAAAGAUCCGAGCUCGCGAUUAUUUAGAUGGAGGCUCAAAUUGCUAGAGUACGAGUAUGAAGUGGUGUACAAAGGCGGCAAAAUCAACGGAAACGCCGAUGCACUAUCCCGAAACCCCCCACGCGCCAACCUAUUCCCCCUUACAGCAAAUACCGAAUCCUCGGACUCCGACGAAUCCUUAUUCUCGACACGCGUCCGCAGCACAAACCUACCUAACCCAGAGAUUACCGACAUAAGCAACGGUGACCCAGACCAUGAGAGCACGAACCCAAACAUUCCGAACGACGAGGAAACGGACCAAAGCGAUGUGACCAGCACGACAGACAGCACAGACAGCUCCGACUCUACCAUUUUCGAACGAAUCAACGAACCCUACCAGUUCGGAAUCGGCAACAUACACGAAAUCAAGGAUAACUUCCUGACAAGGAAGGACCAUAGAGCCAUCUUUGUCACCCAAAAGGGCGACCCCUGCGACCAAGGGGCUAAGAUGUUGAGGGAUAAUAACUUGCUGCCGCCAUUACCACCCGACACUAUGUUGGGCAGGGCACGUGUCAUCCCCGGAAGAGGCUCACCUACGAUCCUUCUGGUGAUCAAGGAGCGAACAACCACCCAAAUCGACAUCGAGAUUCUGCAGAAGGCCAUACAAUGCCUGAAGAACGUAUGCAUGGAACUUAACCUAGCGUCAAUAUCCAUGUGCAAAGGCAAUAUAGAAGACAUCCCUUCCCCUAUGGUAGAGAACCUGAUUAAAUCCAACUUCGAAGGUAUCACGACAAAGAUCCUUCUCUGUACCAAUAAGGUCCAAAUUCCUCCACUCCCCGACAGACGGAGGAUCAUCGAGGAAAACCACGCCAGCACAAUAGGCGGUCACAAAGGAAUCACCAAAACAUACCUCAGGAUAAAAGGAAAGUACCAAUGGCCAAACCUAAAAACAGACGUGCAAACCUACAUAAGGAAUUGCCGUAACUGUCAGCUAAAGAACUUGGUCAGGGUAAAAACAAGACAACCGAUGGUAUUAACAGACACCCCCAAGGAGGCAUUCGAGAAAAUUUCAAUGGACAUCAUGGGUCCCUUACCUACCACCUCCUCCGGAAAUUCAUAUAUUCUAACCAUCCAGGACCUCCUAACGAAGUAUUCCUUGGCAAUCCCACUAAAACAGGCAACUGCCAUCGAUAUCGCCGAAGCUUUUGUAAACAAUUUCAUAUGUACGUACGGAACCCCCCGAAUCAUCCUAACAGACCAGGGUUCCCACUUUAUUAACAGCUUAAUGAAGGCCAUUUCAAAGAAAUUUAAAAUCAAGCAAUGUAGGACGACCGCGUACUACCCGCAAUCAAACGGAUCGGUGGAACGCAGCCAUCACGUUCUGUGGGAAUACCUAAAACAGUACACUAACCAAAAGGAAGAAUGGGACGAGUUUAUAACACUUGCGAUGUUCUCCUACAACACUAGCGUGCACGAAAGCACUAACUACACACCACACGAGUUAGUCUUCGGGAAAAUCGCUAGGACCCCCUCGGAUAACCCCCCUUUGGAAAACAAUAUUAACGACACCUAUAACGAAUAUCUAAUCAACCUAUUUAAUCGUAUCCGAACCACGCAGGAAAUAGCGAGAAAUAACCUGAAAAUUUCUAAGGUUAGAAGCAAACUCUACUACGAUCAACGCGCUAACCCCCAAAUCUUUCAAGUAAACGAUAGGGUAUACCUGCUUAAGGAACCUAGUAAGGGUAAACUGGGAGACCAAUACACAGGCCCUUAUGAAAUAAUUAAGGUACUAGAUAAUAAUAAUGUAAAAAUUAAGUUAAGCGAUACACGAAAUAGGAUAGUCCAUAGCAAUAAGCUGCGUAUAGAUAAGGCCCAGCACCCCUCCAGACGGAAUACCCCCACCACAAUACCAGGCCCCUCCACCAGCAUCGGAAACGCACGGCUGGAAAACACCAGGGAUCACUGUACAGAAUAA